AGUCAACUAAGUGGGUGGACUUUGGAAAAGCAUUCAGCUGUUUCGAAACGUAGUCAAUUUCCGAUAAGAUCGAACUGAAAAUCGCUCAGCCCAUUUGCAUAUAAAUAGUGCCGUCGCCGGACAAAACCAGACAGUGAAGACAGCUUACUGCAGUCGUUCCAUAAUGUUGCUGUAUACCGCGGUCCUGGUUCCCGUCCUGAUGGCCAUGUGCCAUGGCUCCCUGGCCGAGAAAAUGAUGAGACCCAAGUUCAAGGACAUCAAGUUCUGGAGCGACGAGAAGUUCGUCAGCCACAAGGUGGUCUACGACAACAGCGACCCGCAUCUGAACUUCUCCAUGGAGGUGCACCAGGAGCUGCACGACGUAGACAUCCACGUCGAGGUGCGCAUCACCAACAAGCAGGACCCGUACUACAACACUAAUCUAAACACCACGCUGAAUGUCUGCCGCAUCCUGGGCUUCGCCAACAAGUCACCGGUGGGGCGCUUCGUGCACGGAUUCAUCCGCGAGUUCGGCAACAUCGUCGAAACCUGCCCAAUCGCCAAGGGCCGAUACCAUUGGCACCGCAUUCAUUUAAAACGCAAAUUACAGGGCUCCUACUUCAUCAACAAGUUCUGGUGGCCAGAGGACCCAACCACCGCCAUGCUGCCCGAGCUGGAGUUCGAGAUCAUCUGGCAGGCCAUGCACGUGGACGCCAGCAAGAAGCGCACGCUGAUAAUGAACGACCAUUUCGGUGGGGACUUCGUCGUCCAGGACGUCAAUAAUCUGAAGCCCGGCAUCUUCGCAAUGCUGCCCAAAAUCGCCUAGAAGCCCCGCUAGGCUCGGCCCUGCCCCGGAAUGAGCUACCCAUCUGAGUCGCGUGUCCCAAUGGUAUUUACUUAAUGUUUGUCAGUGUCACUUCGUGUUAUCCAGAUAGCAAGCAAAUAAAGCUGCCGCAGAAAGAGC
This is a messenger RNA of Drosophila melanogaster (fruit fly), 943 nucleotides long. RefSeq lists its product as uncharacterized. Lineage: Eukaryota; Metazoa; Arthropoda; Insecta; Diptera; Drosophilidae. Bases 164 to 805 code for a protein of 213 amino acids. The record is from RefSeq and is marked reviewed. The transcript is spliced from 3 exons.